GGCACUGAUGAGGCUGUACUGAUGGGCGCUGGUGAGGCUGCACUGAUGAGGCUGUACUGUACUGAUGGGCGCUGUCCAGGGGCAAACUGGCAACUCAUGGGGCCCCCGGGCAAUAGGGGAUCAUGGGGCCCCUGUGUCCUUGCCCAAACUCAAAAAAGCCUAUGAAAAAGGUACCAGGGGCAUCUCAUGGGGCCCCCUACUGACCCCGGGCCCUUGGGCAGUGCCCGAAUUUCCAAAUGGUCAGUCCGCCCCGGCACAGUCCAGAAACAGUGGCGCGAUUUUCCCUUUUAUUUUAUCCUACCUAAAACACACUGACCUUUGACUCUGACCAUGACCUUUGACCUUAACCCUAACCAUGACACUAGCUAUUUUACCUUUCUUU
Molecule: messenger RNA, 382 nt
Organism: Staurois parvus
Lineage: Eukaryota; Metazoa; Chordata; Amphibia; Anura; Ranidae
Source: the annotation of a GenBank genome assembly